Molecule: messenger RNA, 828 nt
Organism: Scleropages formosus (Asian bonytongue)
Lineage: Eukaryota; Metazoa; Chordata; Actinopteri; Osteoglossiformes; Osteoglossidae
Product: visinin-like
Exons: 2
Coding region: 85-600 (171 amino acids)
Molecular function (GO): calcium ion binding
Source: RefSeq, a predicted model, not a curated record
ACGAGGUAGAACAACAGUUGAAACAACUGGCCUGUACAGGUGAUCCAGGAGCUGAGGACUGAGAUACACCCAGCUGUAAGGAAGAUGGGAAAUGCAAAAAGUGGUGCGGUGUCCAAAGAGAUCCUGGAAGACUUAAAGCUCAACACCAAGUUCUCAGAAGAAGAGCUCUGUCAGUGGUAUGAGAACUUCCAGAAGCAGUGUCCCACAGGCCGCAUCUCCCCUGAAGAGUUUGAGAAAAUCUACGAUCGCUUUUUUCCAAAUAGUGACGCUAAGGCUUAUGCACAACACGUGUUCCGCUCCUUUGACACCAAUGAUGAUGGUACUUUAGACUUCAAGGAAUAUAUCAUUGCCCUGCACAUGACCUCAAGCAAGACGGCACUUAAACUGGAGUGGGCCUUCUCGCUGUUUGACGUGGACAAGGAUGGCUACAUCACGAAAUCUGAAGUGAAAGAGAUUUGCCAAUCCAUCUUCAAGCUGAUCCCUAAAGAGAAACAGGCCCUGCUACCCAGUGACGAGAAUACACCUGAGAAGAGGUCAGACAAGCUCUGGAGCUAUUUUGAUAAAGGCGAUAAUGGUAAGUGGAGCUUGGCUGUGGUAUAACGGCAUGAUAGAGUGCUUUUAACAUAAUGAUGCACUCUGGGAGAUUAAAGCACAGGGCUACUUAAGUAAAAUGACCCAUACCCACUUCUUAAACCAUGCCUUAGUACAUAAGGGAUGACAUUACAGAGACGCAGGAUAGAAAUAACACUAGACUGAGCAAGCAGAUAAAUAAAACCAGUACAUGACUGACAGGUUAUUUUUCUAUAUGAGAAAUAGAGGAUGAGUCAA